CUCCUGGGGGUGGUUAUUGAUUCACCAAAGCCUCUAAAUCCUGGCCCUUCCUGUGCCCCUGCCUCUGUCCAACCAGAAUGGGGGCCCCGGCUCACAUCCUGCCCCUCUCUAUCCUCAUCUUUCUGUUGGCUUCGUUUGCUCCUGUGGCUUCUCAGAAGGAUGGUAUUGAGAUCUACAGUUUCACCCUGGACUCCAGGGUCACAUCUCGCUUUGCCCACACCACCAUCACUAGCCGGGUGGUCAACAAGGCUGAAGAAGCCCGGGAAGCUGUUUUCCAGGUGGAGUUGCCCAAAUCAGCCUUCAUCACCAACUUCUCCAUGAUCAUUGAUGGCAUCACAUACCCAGGAGAGAUCAAGGAGAAGGCAGCUGCCCAGGAGAAGUACAGCUCAGCUGUGGCCAGGGGUCAGAGUGCUGGAAUCAUCAGGGCCACAGGGAGGAAUCUGGAGCAGUUCCAGGUGUCUGUCAAUGUGGCCCCAACUUCCAAGGUCACCUUUGAGCUGGUCUAUGAGGAGCUGUUGAAGAGGCAGCUGGGGAAAUAUGAACUGAUGCUGAAGGUCCAGCCCCAACAGCUGGUCAAACACCUGCAGAUAGACAUUCACAUCUUUGAGCCUCAGGGCAUCAGCUCCCUGGAGACUGAGAGCACCUUUAUGACCAAGAACCUGGCAGACGCCCUCACCACGACACAGAACCAGACCAAGGCUCACAUAGUGUUCAAGCCCUCUGUGGCCCAGCAGCAGAAGGAGCUCGGGAAGCCGGACACGAUUGUGGAUGGUACCUUCAUCGUCCGCUAUGACGUGAACCGAACCUCUGCCAUUGGGGACAUCCAGAUCGAAAAUGGAUACUUCGUGCAUCACUUUGCCCCAGCAGACCUGCCUAUGCUGCCCAAGAAUGUGGUCUUUGUCAUUGACAAGAGUGGAUCCAUGUCUGGCAAGAAGAUUAAACAGACCCGUGAAGCCCUGGUAAAGAUUCUGGGUGAUCUCAAGCCAGAGGACCAGUUCAACUUGGUCAUCUUUGAUGGAUCCGUGACCCAGUGGAAGCCAGUGCUUCUUCAAGCUUCAGCUGAGAAUGUGGAAGAAGCCAAGAGAUUUGCCUCCAAAAUCUUAGCCAUGGGUGCAACCAACAUCAACGAUGCCGUCCUUCUGGCUGUGAAGAUGCUGGAUGACAGCAACAGGAAGGAGCAGCUGCCGGCAGGGAGUGUGUCCAUGGUCAUCCUGCUUACCGAUGGGGAUCCCACUGAGGGAGAGACGAAUCCCGAGAAGAUUCAGGAGAAUGUGAAGGAAGCUAUUGGGGGCCAAUACUACCUCUAUUGCCUGGGCUUUGGCUUUGAUGUCAACUACGCCUUCCUGGAGAAGCUGGCCCUGGAAAAUGGUGGGGUGGCCCGGCGCAUCUAUGAGGACUCAGAUGCUGACCUGCAGCUCCAGGACUUUUACCAGGAGGUAGCCAACCCUCUGCUGACCAUGGUGAAGUUCCAGUACCCAGACAAUACUGUGGAGCUGCUCACACAGGACAGCUUCAGGGUCUUCUUCAAGGGCUCUGAGCUAGUGGUGGCUGGGAAGCUCCAGCCUCAGCCCCAGGUUCAGGAUUUGCUCUCAGCCCAAGUGAAGGCCCAAUCGCACACCCAGAACUUCACCUUUGAAACAGAAGUAAAUGUUGAGGACAAGGAGAAAGUCUUCCAGAGCCCCAAGUACAUUUUCCACAACUUCAUGGAGCGCCUGUGGGCAUACCUGACCAUCCAGCAGCUGCUGGAGAAAGCUGUUUCAGCCUCAGGUGAUGAGCAGAAGAGCCUGGAGGCCAAGGCUUUGGAGCUGUCCCUCAAAUUCAGCUUUGUCACUCCACUCACAUCGAUGGUGGUCACCAAACCCGAGGGUCAGGAUCAGGCCCAGGUGGUUUCAAAGCCAGUGGAAGCAGAUAAUGAUCAAUCGUCUUCAUUUUCACUAUUGGCACAAAUGCCUAUAUCAGCUUCCCGCCGAGGUUUCAGAGGCCCAGUCCAGCGAUUCCCCAUGGUCGCAUCAAGGCCACCAGGGCUUCCAGGACCUCCAGGGGCUUCAGGACUUUCAGAUCUUACAAAAAGGUUCUUUCUUAAGUCGGGACCUCCAGUAUUUCACAUUGACUUGCAACCUGACUAUGACGAGUUCUACAUAACAUUAAGUCCAGACAGCUUUGCAUCUUCAUCGCUUCCACGUAGUAAAUCUGGUUCUCGGAUGAGACCAUUCAAUGUCCCAGCUGCUUCCCCAACUGUCUCAAUGGAAAGGGACCCUCAUUUCAUCUUGCUAAGAAACAACCGCCCUGAGGAGACGAUGUGUGUGAAAGUCAAGGGAUCGUCCCAGGCCCCACAGAAUCUCUUCUCUGAUCCUGUCCAAGGCAUUGAGGUGACUGGCGAGUAUGAGGGGAGCACAGAUAAAUUUGUCUGGCUCGAGGUGAGCUACAGGACUCCGGAGGUGAAAGUAUAUGUGACCCAGGACAGCAUCGUGGUGACUCGUGGCAAUGGAGGAAGGAGCUCCUCUUAUCAAUGGCGAUCACUGUACUUGUCGAUGCCUGGGCUGAAGUUGACCUUGGAAGAUGGCGUUUUGCUGUUCAGUGACUCAGACAAAGUUACCAUUGGCCUAGUGGCCUUGAACCAUCCCACACCUGCAUUGCAGCUCUUCCUAAGUGAUCCAGGUCACUUCUCCAGCCAAGCCAGUGGAGUCCUCGGUCAGUUUUACCAGGACUUGCAGUGGGAUCCUGUUGGGCCAAGCACAGUUGGAGACACACGAGAAUUGAGUGUGAUGGGAAAGACAUAUACAGUCACCAGAAAGUCCGUGGUGAAUUUCCAAGGAGGCAGAGAUAUUGUCCCACCGCCAAAGCUAUUGUGCUGGUACCUAGAACAGCCAUUAUGAAGUGGAAAAAAAUCAGGGCCAGCUGUCCCCUUCUGGUCCCCAUGCCUGGCCCAAUCAGGGCCAGGAACUGCCCCUGUCCUUUGCUAAUUACCCAUCUGUGAGGAGGGGGGGGGCGGGAUGCUAUAAAGCAAAGUCUUUCUCAGCA
Molecule: messenger RNA, 3021 nt
Organism: Dromiciops gliroides (monito del monte)
Lineage: Eukaryota; Metazoa; Chordata; Mammalia; Microbiotheria; Microbiotheriidae
Product: inter-alpha-trypsin inhibitor heavy chain H4-like
Exons: 21
Coding region: 78-2876 (932 amino acids)
Source: RefSeq, a predicted model, not a curated record